AAAGUCGCGACCACGAAAUGUCAAAAACUCCCGGCGCGUUUCUCUGCGUGCCCGGUCACCCAGAUAGUGACGAGUCAUCGUUCACAAAAGACGUAGUUCGCACAGCGCGACAUUGUACGCCUUAGACAUUGGCCUUUGUAACCAGAGCGAGAGUGGCCGUGAAUGGCGGCGGGUAGAGCCAGCUACACCGUCGUGGUUGCAGUUGUAGUAGCAGUCGUAGCUUUCUACGGCCUCCCUGCAAUGGGGUUGUCCCGUGUGUUGCUGGGCGUGGCUGGGGUUGCUGCGGGGGCAGCCAUCUUGUGCAACCUGCCAACCAACCCAUUUUUACCGACGCCAGUGAAAGCAACACUGCCAUACUUGUCUGGGAUCACUCUGAAGACAAUAGAAGAGAAACCACGAGAAUUCCAGGCCAAAGCAUUGUGGGAGAAAAGAGGUGCAGUCAUAAUGGCAGUGCGGCGACCCGGAUGACCUUUGUGUCGGGAGGAGGCCAAAGGGCUGUCCUCCCUCAAGACGGAGCUUGAUGCCCAAGGAGUGGCUCUGCAUGCUGUUGUGCAUGAGACCCUUGGAGUCAAAGAGUUCCGACCCUUUUUCAAAGGCGAUGUCUUCCUGGACAAGGAGCGCAAGUUUUAUGGUCCAACAGAGCGAUGGAUGUUGUUUUCGGCAUUACUAAGAGCUAAAGUGUGGAUGAACAUUAUUUCCAACCGACAGAGCGGGGUGAAAGGCAACAUGAUUGGUGAAGGAAGAAUUCUAGGAGGAGUGUUCGUGGUUGGCCCAGGAGAACAAGGAAUAUUGUUCGAACACAGGGAGAAAGAAUUUGGAGAUUAUGCUAACCUUACAGAAGUAAUGGAUGCAGUAAAGCAAAUUAAGCAAUAAACAUUUUGUUAUUUCAGUGGACAUUGAAUUUGUAUGUGUGAGAAGUGUAUUUUAAGACUAUAUCAAGCGAUAUAUAACAUGGGUGAGUCUUAUCACCACCAACCAUCUCAUCAGCUGUUGCACGGUCAUGGAAUGAAGUCUCAGGUCAAAGGUUACCUUCCUGAGAUGGAGGAAGAAAGACCAUGGUAACAGCUGUAGAGCUGUAUGGAGUUGUCUCAUUUAUGUGAAUAUCAAACUUAUUUAAUAAAAUUACCUUUAAUGA
Haliotis rufescens (red abalone) is the source of this 1135-nucleotide messenger RNA. RefSeq names its product peroxiredoxin-like 2A. The record is from RefSeq and is a predicted model, not a curated record. NCBI's taxonomy places the organism in Eukaryota, Metazoa, Mollusca, Gastropoda, Lepetellida, Haliotidae. The transcript has 7 exons.